This is a messenger RNA of Styela clava, 1050 nucleotides long. RefSeq names its product regulator of G-protein signaling 4-like. Lineage: Eukaryota; Metazoa; Chordata; Ascidiacea; Stolidobranchia; Styelidae. The record is from RefSeq and is a predicted model, not a curated record.
CCCCGGAGCGCUUUGUCGCGCGCUACAUUAUUUUCCCCAUCACCCAACAAAGUAAACAAUAAGUAUAUUAAACAAUGGGAAGGUAUUCAAUCAAACUGGAUAAAACGGAUUCUUUUUAGGAACAACACACAUUCAACGUUACAGCUUCGAGAGGUUCAGUACAAUAUUGAACAAAACCAGUGAGCAAAAUGCCUCUUGCUAAGUCAAAACCCAUUGCUUCAUUUCUUGCAAAAAACGAAGAAAUCCAUUGAAUACCAUUACCGCAUGUAGCAUGUUUAACUCUACCGAAUGCGACAGUCCAUUCAUGCCCAACAAACAGGUGAAGUUGGCCAAGUUACAAACAAUCGAAGAAAAGAAAGACAACAUCAUGCCAUUGAGAAGAUCACUGUCUGUAAAAACAUUUAAGUUUCUCCCGUCGACAAGUAAGGUCAGCAUGAUGAAACGACAGCAUACUACACUGCAAAAAGUUCUCAACGACGUUGAUUCAAAAUUUGCAUUUCGACAAUUUCUAGCUGGUGAAUUCAGCGAAGAAAACUUGGAUUUUUGGUGUCAAUGUGAAAGAUUUAAAAAAGAGAAAUCAAGUAAACAACGCAAAAGAGCUCCGAAGAUCUUUAACACUUUUAUCGCCGAUAACGCACCUAGAGAGAUUAACAUCGAUUCCAUGACUAAAAUCGCCACAAAAAAGAACAUACAAACUCCAAACGCACAGACAUUUGAUCUAGCACAACAAAAAAUAUUUAAAUUGAUGGAAAAAGACUCGUUUCCACGUUUCUUGUCUUCGAAAUACUUGUCAACACCAAGUCUCACAUCAAAAAAAAUGUUGUCGUCAACAAGUUCAUCACUUCUUAUUGAUGGUCAAAGUGUACGUGAAAUGAGCGAACUUCCAAAGUUAAUAAAGAAACUUCGUCGUCAAUCUUCAAUUUAAACACAUAUUUUUAUUUCAUCACGCAAAUAGUAUAAUAUUCAAAUCAUAUAUUCUGUUACGUCUCAGUUUCCGUUUUAUUUGCACUUAUCAUAGCUUUAUGUUUCAAAUAAAUAUAUUUGUUUCAU